Messenger RNA from Acanthoscelides obtectus, 918 nucleotides. NCBI's taxonomy places the organism in Eukaryota, Metazoa, Arthropoda, Insecta, Coleoptera, Chrysomelidae. The record is from the annotation of a GenBank genome assembly.
GUGGUUGUCAACGAUGCUUCAAUUAAAUGAAUAUGAAUCCUGAGGAAUAAGUGUACUACGUAACUAUUUUCAUUUCUUUCUUCAGCACGAUUUUCUUCAGAUGAAGUUAAUAUUAAUAGAAUUGUUGAUGGUACAGAUGCGGACGAUGGUGAAUUUCCAUAUGCUGUUUCGUUGAGAUAUAAUUCUAAACACACUUGUGGAGGUACAAUACUCAGCGAAAAAUACAUUUUGACAGCAGCGCACUGUGUUUGUAGAAAUGACGAGUAUGUAUACACUUAAUAUGAAUAUUUUCUGGAUUCGUCAUGUACCUUUUUUCCAUUGGUGAUUCGAUCCAUACCAUUAUUUUUAAGGCCAAGAGAUCCACAAAAUUAUACAAUACAGUAUGACAUGUUGAAAAUCACUGAGGACGACGUCAACACUGUUCAAGUUGCGGAAAUUAAUUGCCACGACUUUGAUGCAGAAAAGUUGGUAUACGAUUCUGCUGUUUUGGAAUUAGAGUCUCCAAUACCAGAAGGUAAAUGGAAGCCAGUAAAGAUUGCCAAAGAAUUUACACCAUCUGAAGGACAAAAAGGAACUAUUAUUGGUUGGGGCCGAAUAUUUCAUGGUGGUCCGAUUUCUAGAAUGCUGCAAAAGAUAGAAGUAGAAGUAUACGACGACGAAACAUGCGGGAAAAAAUUUAGUAAUGAACAUCACAUUUGUCUUGGAGCUCCCCCUUUGGGCGGCGCAUGUAAUGGAGACUCUGGCACAGCUCUUAUUGUAGAUGGCGUUCAAGUUGGAAUAGCAUCAUUCAUCACAAAUCUCUGUGGCACAUCAAAUAAACGCUAUCCAAAUGUAUAUUCCAGAGUUUCUAGCUAUUAUGAUUGGAUCCACAGUGUCGCUGAGAAUUUGCAGGCAACUUAUUAAAAACUUAUCCAAUAA